UGAAAGGGGUCUGAUGUUGUCAAACAGUGCAGAGCAUCUCCUCCUCCUCCGAGCAUCUGUGAGCCCAAGAGCACGUCCUUAAGUAUUAUUAUAGAGCUUUAACACACACACACACACACACAGAGACAGACACACACAGAGAGAGACACAAACACACAGACACACACACUGACAGGGUGAAUCUAUAGAUGCGUCUUCCAGUGCGUCUGAAAGCCAUGGCACGGCCGUUCCUGCUGCUCCUCUUCUGCUGCCUGCUCCAAACCGAUGCACUGACGACAUGUGGAACCCAGCAGUUCCAGUGUGGGAAUGGGAAAUGCAUCACGUCCCGAUGGGUGUGCGACGCCUCCGAUGACUGCGGAGACGGAACCGAUGAACUUCCUGCUACCUGUUUGGCUAGAACGUGCCGGCCGACGGAGUUCAGCUGCCAGGACCGUCUGAACCAGUGUGUACCACGCAACUGGCUCUGUGAUGGAAAAGCUGACUGUGAGAACGGAGCGGACGAGGAGAGCUGUGCCCCCAAGCAGUGCACCAACACUGAGUUCCAGUGCCGGAGCGGCCAGUGUGUGUCGGCCUCCUUCAAGUGCGACGACGAGGCGGACUGCGAGGACGGCAGCGACGAGGCGUCCUGUCCGGCCACCACCUGCAGCCCCAGGGCCUUCCAGUGCAAUGACACCGUGUGCGUGCCGCAGCUGUGGGCCUGCGACGGCGACUCCGACUGCCCCGACGGCUCGGACGAGUGGCCUCAGAACUGCGGCACCAAGCUACCUGCCACUCCGAGCCCUCACCAGUGCACCUCCCUGGAGUUCCACUGUGGCAGCGGCGAGUGCAUCCACGGCAGCUGGAAGUGUGACGGAGGAGCCGACUGCCACGAUCGAUCGGACGAAGCCAACUGUGAUCGCCGGACCUGUCGUCCUGAUGAGUUUGAAUGCGGGGAUGGAACCUGCAUCCAUGGGAGCCGUCAGUGCAACCAUCAGUACGACUGCAGGGACCGGAGCGAUGAAACCGGCUGCGUCAAUGCGACCCACUGUGACGGCCCAACCAGGUUCAAGUGCCGCACCGGGGAGUGUAUCCUCAUGGAGAAGGUGUGCGACAAGAACCGGGAUUGCAGGGAUUGGUCAGAUGAGCCUCUGAGGGAAUGUGGCCUUAACGAGUGCCUGUUCAGCAACGGUGGAUGCUCUCACAUCUGCAAAGACCUGAGAAUCGGCUUUGAGUGCCGGUGUCCUGCUGGAUUCAGCCUGGUGGACCAAAAACUCUGUGAAGAUAUUGAUGAGUGUGCCAACCCGGACACCUGCAGCCAGAUCUGCAUCAACCAGAUCGGCAGUUACAAAUGCGAUUGCGAGGAUGGUUACCAAGUCGACCCAGCAAGCAAAGCAUGCAAGGCCAUCGGAACGAUAGCCUACCUUUUCUUUACCAACCGCCACGAGGUCAGAAAAAUGACCCUGGACAAAAGUGAGUACACCCGAGUGAUCCCCCGGCUCAAGAACGUCGUCGCACUGGACAUGAACAUCGCCACCAAAGAAAUCUACUGGUCGGACAUCUCCCAGAAGAAAAUCUACAGAACCCAGAUGGACGUGGCCGAAGACGCCGCCCACCACAGCACGGUCAUCGGCAGCGACAUCGAUGCUCCUGAAGGCCUCGCCUUCGACUGGAUCCAUGGGAACCUGUACUGGACCGACAGCAUCCGCAGCACCAUCUCCGUGGCAACGGCGGACGGGAGCCGGCGCAAAACUCUGUUCCGGCGCGACCUGUUGAAGCCCCGGGCCAUCGUGGUGGACCCCCACAGCAACUUCAUCUACUGGACGGACUGGGGAACUCCUGCUAAGAUAGAGAAGGGGGGGCUGAACGGAGGAGACCGCUCGGCGCUGGUCACUGACAACAUCGAGUGGCCCAACGGCAUCACGCUGGACCUGUUGAGCCAGCGGCUGUACUGGGUGGACUCCAAGCUGCACACCCUCUCCAGUAUCGACGUACAGGGCGGCGGCCGACACACCCUCAUCAUUGACGAACUCAAGCUGGCUCACCCACUGGGACUCACUGUGUUUGAGGAGAAAGUUUUCUGGACCGACGUCAGUAACAACGCCAUCCUCAGUGCAAACAGACUGACGGGCGCCGACAUUGUACCGGUGGCCGAGAACCUUGCAUCACCAGAAGACAUUAUUCUUUACCACAACCUCAAACAACCUGCUGGGAGGAAUUGGUGCCAGGUUUCCAACGGCGGCUGUGAAUUCAUGUGCCUGGCCGCUCCUCAGGUGGGACGCCAUCCGCCCAAGUACACCUGCGUCUGUCCGGAUAACAUGAUGCUCGCCAGAGAUAUGAGGACGUGUGUGCCUGCUGUUCCUACACCGGCAGCUCCUGUGCAGCCUCAGGUUCCAGCUACCAGUCCUCCUCGUCUGCCACCAGCGCCCCCCCCAGCCACACCUCGACCCACAACCAGAGCCACACCCAAGCCCCAGGUCCCCACCACCACUCCAGUGCCUGUCGUAAUCACCAGCUCUGCAGCCAAGGCAGCACCACGCACCACCAAGCCGUUGGUCAGGACCACCACAGCCCAGCCAAGGACCACCACACCCCAACCAGGGACCACCACUCCCCAGCCAGUGAAGCCUAAAAUCCCCCAGACCACCACAGAGGUUCCGGCCACCUCUCCAGAUGCGCGACCUGAGUUUGCUGCAGCCGCCCCAGAGACUGCCUCCCCCACCCGGAUAGUUCUGUACAUCGUCCUGCCUCUGGCGGUCGUUUGCCUCGUGGCCAUCGGUGCCGUGCUGCUGUGGAGGAACUACCGGCUGAAGAACACCAACACCAUUCACUUCGACAACCCCGUGUACCAGAAAACCACCGAGGACCAAGUGCACAUCUGGAGGAGCAACAGCCCCGAUGGUUACUCCUACCCAAAGAGACAAGUUGUGAGCUUGAAUGAAGAGGCAGACAAUCCAACCUUCACAGAAAACUGAGCCUCGUGGAGAGAAGACGAUAAGCUACCUUGGACGUCCUUUUGUGUAUUUCAGUUUUUUUACCUCACUCAGCACAACUAUAUGGAAGUCGAAGCCAGAACCAGACAAGCUUGAACCACUAACUCCUCCCAGAGGAACCAGUGCUCGUCAGUGGAGAAACACUUUGACCAAACUGUGAUGAUUUACCUGGAGAACUGUGAGAUUGUUGAAUCUGCGUCAGUUUAACUGAACUCAUCGGACCCAAGCCUCGAACUCACGUUACAUGGAUUUCACAAAUGAGUGUUGUAAAUAUCACAUAUUGUUAUUUUUGUAUUCCACUGGUUUUGAACAAUCACAUCUUGAACUAUUUAUAGUUUAAAGCAGCAGUUGACAUUUUGGGGGAAUUAUGCAUAAGUGCUUACUUGGCUUAGAAUGAAGGCACCGGCUCCACCAGCAGAGUUUGGCACCAGGAACAGAAACUGCAGACAAGUCUUGUCGAGUCUUGUCCCAGAACCUGCAGAACCACAAAAGUCAUUUUUACUUGAUGUUUUUGUACAUUUUAAAUGAUGAAAUGUUUAAUAAUUGAGCUUUUGAGUUGGUGAAAGGCAGAUUCUGUUAUUUCUAUUUUAAUGUUUGGGCAGAGCCAGGUCGCCUGAUAAUGGUCGUUAUGCACAAUCUUCCAAUGUCUGACUUUCCCCCCCGUUAAUGUCAAACUCUUCCACUUGUUGUUUUUAUUCCCGAGACAAACACAGACAUUGUGUUGAGACUCUCAGAGAAAACAGGUCACAGUGACCGUUAGUAGCUGUCUGUGAUUUCACACUUUCUCCUGCUCGUUCUAAUGAUUUGUGGGUCGGCCGUUAAUACACAGGAGAGACGUCUUUAAACCCCCCCCCUCGGUGCCCCUCAGGAGGAACCAGAGAAUUCCUCGAAGUCGGAGAAGCUUUUGAUGGAGUCACGUGCGCUUCGCCUCGUGUCCAGCACCCGGCCACGUGUGUGUGUGUGUAUUUACAUCCUGCCUUAAAAACAGAACCUCAGUUUGCCUUAUCCCAGCCUCUCCUGACAAAACAAAGCCAGGGGCCCAUCGUGGCUUUUCCCUUUUUGAUUUGAUUCGUGUGUGUUGAUAAAUGUGUGCCUUUUUGAAUGACUGUAUUUGUUCGCGUGUUGUUAAACUCAGUGGAUGUGUGUACAAUCAACGUGUCUGCCUGUUUACAAAGGACUGUGUGAGGGAUGUGGCAGCGUCUCGUGCUCCGGACAAACACGUCAUUGUGUUGUGAGCUGGUGGCUUUUUUCUCAGAGACAUAAUUCACGAGUGCGAGUGACUGUACGAAAAAAAUCUAAUUCACUGACCAACGAGCAGAUUAAGUGUGUAAAUAUCAUGUUCAUAAAUGUAAAUAUUUGUUUUUGGUUAUAAUGUCAGUGGUUUAGCAUUUGUUGUAAACUUCAAACAUCAGCUGUACAUAAAUAAAUGCUUCUAUUUAUUAGAGAAUCA
This is a messenger RNA of Limanda limanda (common dab), 4419 nucleotides long. RefSeq names its product low density lipoprotein receptor a (gene ldlra). Gene Ontology annotation, molecular function: protein binding; calcium ion binding. NCBI's taxonomy places the organism in Eukaryota, Metazoa, Chordata, Actinopteri, Pleuronectiformes, Pleuronectidae. The coding region runs from base 189 to 2951 and encodes 920 amino acids. The transcript has 18 exons. The record is from RefSeq and is a predicted model, not a curated record.